AUGGCCGCCGCGUUAAGAUGGUACAAGGCGAAGCUCGCCGCCCGCCCCAUCCUAACCCAAUCCAUCACAACCUCCAUCCUUUUCGCAACAGGCGACACAAUGGCGCAACAACUCGUCGAAAAGCGCGGCCUCUCGAACCACGACCUCGCCCGUUCCUCCCGCAUGGCCCUCUACGGUGGCUUCGUCUUCGGCCCCGCCGCAACGAAAUGGUUCAGCUUCCUCCAACGCAAAGUCGUCAUUCCCGGCAAACCAAACCUCGAAAUCGCCGCACGAGUCGCGACCGAUCAGACCGUUUUCGCUAGUACGAAUUUGUUUGUGUUCUUGAGCAGUAUGGCGAUUAUGGAGGGCACGAGUCCCAAGGAUAAGCUGGAUUCGACGUAUGUCAAUGCGCUGAAGAGCAAUUGGAUGGUGUGGCCAUUGGUGCAGUUUACAAACUUCAAGUUUGUGCCGCUGGAGCAUCGAGUGUUGCUAGUAAACAUUGUUUCCUUGGGCUGGAACUGCUACCUUUCGUACCUCAACAGCCAACCUAGUGGGGCGCAUGAUGUGGAUGGUGGCGAGUUGCCGCCUUUGUAA
Cercospora beticola is the source of this 573-nucleotide messenger RNA. RefSeq names its product Mpv17/PMP22 family protein (gene SYM1). The record is from RefSeq and is a predicted model, not a curated record. Gene Ontology annotation, cellular component: mitochondrion; cytoplasm; membrane. NCBI's taxonomy places the organism in Eukaryota, Fungi, Ascomycota, Dothideomycetes, Mycosphaerellales, Mycosphaerellaceae.